CGAUAAGAACGUGGAAGUUUCUGCCUGCAAUUAGCCUUGUCCGGAACGAAGAAACUGCUGCCAAGUUUGGCGCAAGCUCAUCCUUACUUACAGUUGCCUCGUACUAGAGUUAUCGUCACUUCGGACUUGGAGGCUAAGAAGUGGGCAGCUUUGUCAUGUCGUUCUUCACUCUUGACACGUUCCAGCAGUAUCACCAAGAAGUCGGAGCAGCGAUGGCAUCCAAGCUCGAAUCGAAAAACGAGUCACCAUCCAAUACUGGCAAGAAGAAUGCUAACGGCAAGCAAGAGGAGAAGCGUCCGUCUUCUCCAAGUCGAGCAAAUACGAGCGCUCACGCUGCCAGCGAGCUGGACCCUUUGUCAGCUCUAAAUCUUGCACGUGCUGCAGACCCGUGGCUUGGAAAUUCACUGUUGACACCAACAGCAUGCAGUUAUCUCGAUAGCGCCGAAGGUUCUUCGGCUUCUGCUGUCGCCGCAACUUCAUUAAAAGUAGUCGCUAUUGACCAUCCAGACGAAGACUGGGGAGAGUUCGAGACUUUUGCUCCACGUGAAGAGAAGAUAAAGC
Molecule: messenger RNA, 561 nt
Organism: Phytophthora nicotianae INRA-310
Lineage: Eukaryota; Oomycota; Peronosporomycetes; Peronosporales; Peronosporaceae
Exons: 1
Source: RefSeq, a predicted model, not a curated record